Caenorhabditis sp. 36 PRJEB53466 is the source of this 1728-nucleotide messenger RNA. The record is from the annotation of a GenBank genome assembly. Lineage: Eukaryota; Metazoa; Nematoda; Chromadorea; Rhabditida; Rhabditidae.
AUGGCUUCGGCAACAGUCACUCUCGGGGCUCGGCUAAUUGGACAGAAAGGUAUGUAGAACGUUUUUCAAACAAUAAUUUUACAUUUAAUUCGAUUUCAGUACCGAAAAUUGCCGUUCGUGGAGUCGUUACGUCGGCUCAGAAUGCGAAUGCCCAAGUGAAGCAGGAGAAGACUUCUUUCGGAAAUCUGAAGGAUAGCGACCGCAUUUUCACUAACUUGUACGGCCGACAUGAUUAUCGUUUGAAGGGAGCUCUUUCUCGCGUAAGUUCCAAGUGUUUGUUUGAAAACAAUAGUUAAAUUUCAGGGUGAUUGGCACAAGACAAAGGAAAUCAUCCUGAAGGGAUCCGACUGGAUUCUCGGAGAAUUGAAGACUUCCGGACUUCGUGGAAGAGGAGGAGCCGGUUUCCCAUCGGGUAUGAAGUGGGGAUUCAUGAACAAGCCGUUCGAUGGUCGACCAAAAUAUUUGGUUGUCAAUGCUGACGAAGGAGAGCCCGGAACUUGCAAAGAUCGAGAGAUUAUGCGCCACGAUCCGCAUAAGGUGUAGAUUUUAAACAAGUAAAUCAAAUAAAUUCCGUAAUUUGCAGCUCAUCGAAGGAUGCCUGAUCGGAGGAGUCGCCAUGGGAGCCCGUGCCGCCUACAUCUACAUCCGCGGAGAGUUCUACAACGAGGCGUGCAUUCUCCAAGAGGCCAUCAACGAGGCUUACAAGGCCGGUUAUCUCGGAAAAGACUGCCUCGGCACCGGGUAUAACUUCGACGUGUUCGUUCAUCGUGGAGCCGGAGCUUACAUUUGCGGAGAGGAGACUGCUUUGAUCGAAUCUCUCGAAGGAAAGCAAGGAAAGCCACGCCUGAAGCCUCCAUUCCCGGCUGACAUCGGAUUGUUCGGAUGCCCGACCACUGUCACCAACGUCGAAACUGUGGCCGUCGCUCCGACUAUCUGCCGUCGUGGAGGAGACUGGUUCGCUUCUUUCGGACGCGAGAGAAAUCGUGGAACCAAGGUAACGAGCAUAAUUUUAAUUGUGUUUUUUAUCACUAAAUUGUGGAAUUUCAGCUGUUCUGCAUCUCCGGACAGGUCAACAACCCGUGCACCGUCGAGGAAGAGAUGUCUGUUCCGUUGAAGGAUCUGAUCGAACGUCACUGCGGAGGAGUCAUCGGAGGAUGGGAUAACCUUCUCGCCAUCAUUCCAGGAGGAUCCUCUGUCCCACUUAUGCCGAAGUGAGCUACUUUCAUUCUCAUUCCUCCCUCAUUUCCAUGUGUUUUCCAGGAACGUCUGCGACACCGUUCUUAUGGACUUCGACGCCCUCGUUGCUGCUCAGUCCGGUCUCGGAACUGCCGCCGUUAUUGUGAUGAACAAGCAGACUGACAUCGUCAAGUGCAUCGCCCGACUCUCGCUCUUCUACAAACACGAGUCUUGCGGACAGUGCACUCCAUGCCGCGAGGGAUGCAACUGGCUGAACAAGAUGAUGUGGCGUUUCGUCGACGGAAAGGCGAAGCCAUCGGAGAUUGACAUGAUGUGGGAGCUAAGCAAACAGAUCGAAGGGCACACCAUCUGUGCUUUGGGAGACGCCGCCGCCUGGCCAGUUCAGGUAUUCAUCAACCUCGUAACGAGCUCGCUCUUAAUUAUCCUUUCCAGGGUCUUAUCCGUCAUUUCCGGCCGGAACUCGAGCGUAGAAUGGCCGAGUUCCACAAGCAAGUGCUCGCCGAGCAAGGAGCCAAGCAGAUCAGUCAAUGA